CGCCUUACACUCUCUCUCUUUCUCUCUCUACUUCUCGGCUGCUUCACACCGGCAUCAUGGCCUCGGCUCUUGCCCUUCUCAACCGCUCGCUCGUGCGUCAGGGCGUGCUCGCUCGCUCCGUGGUGGCCUCGCCUCUCCUGGCGCGCUUCCAGUCCACCAAGACUGUGGACGGUCGUACCCAGUGGGUGGGUCUGACCAAUGACCAAGACUUUUUCAAGAAAAACGACAAGCUGAACCGCCCCAUGUCCCCUCACCUCACCAUUUACCGCUUUCCCCUUCCGGCCAUUCUCUCCAUCUCGCACCGCGUCAGUGGCGCGGCUCUGACCAUGGCCAUCUCUGCCGCUGCCAUUGGCUUGAUGGUUCACCCCCUCAGCUUUUACAUUGACGCUGUUCAGGCCAUGCAACUACCUGCCGCUUGCUUCUUCACCACCAAGACCCUGCUGGCGUUCCCCUUCACCUACCACACCGUCAAUGGUCUGCGCCACUUGUUCUGGGAUACAGCCAAGGGCCUUGAGCUUGGCCCCGUUUACUCAAGCGGCUACAUGAUGGUUGGUCUCGGCCUUGUUUCGGCCGUCGGCCUGGCCAUGCUUUAAAAUUGGUGAUGAACCGCCUUGAGAAGCAUGACGUUGUGCUUCUCCUCAUUCCGUGAGCGGGUUUCCUGGUCCUCUCGUGGCCUUGGUUGUCUCACAACCCCCCUUCCACCGCCUAUACAACUGCCCCCGAGGCCACUGACCUUCACCGUGGCCAAGCACUUGUUUGCUUGUCUUUGGUUUGGUUUGCUCGCGUGACCUCGACUACGAACCGCCCCCCUGGUUUUAUCGUUUGUUUUGUAUGUUUGUUUUUUUCGGCCAGUUAACCAUGCCUUGCAUAUCCCUCUUGUCGGCCGUUGCCGGUUCGAUCAACCCCUUCUGCCCCACCGACCUCCACAAGCAGCGUCAACGACGCACAAUCGCUUUUCAACUCACCCACCAAAUUGAACGGAAAGCCUU
Monosiga brevicollis MX1 is the source of this 989-nucleotide messenger RNA. RefSeq lists its product as uncharacterized. The transcript has 5 exons. Bases 57 to 593 code for a protein of 178 amino acids. Lineage: Eukaryota; Choanoflagellata; Craspedida; Salpingoecidae. Gene Ontology annotation, molecular function: electron transfer activity; succinate dehydrogenase activity. Gene Ontology annotation, cellular component: membrane. Gene Ontology annotation, biological process: mitochondrial electron transport, succinate to ubiquinone; tricarboxylic acid cycle. The record is from RefSeq and is a predicted model, not a curated record.